Terrapene triunguis (Three-toed box turtle) is the source of this 1135-nucleotide messenger RNA. RefSeq names its product arylamine N-acetyltransferase, pineal gland isozyme NAT-3-like. The coding region runs from base 155 to 1027 and encodes 290 amino acids. Gene Ontology annotation, molecular function: acetyltransferase activity. The record is from RefSeq and is a predicted model, not a curated record. The transcript is spliced from 2 exons. Lineage: Eukaryota; Metazoa; Chordata; Testudines; Emydidae.
AGGAAUUUCUCUCAAGAGAAGCUGGAGAACUGUUGUCUGUUCCCAAGUUCUUCACUGCAUAAAGGACUGAAAACCGGGCCAGACGGUUUAGUGCCUAAAGAAGCAAGAGAGUGAAAACUGAUACACUUGUGGUUGAACUGUUUUUACAGGUAACAUGAACAUCACGGAAUAUUUCACCAGAAUUUCUUAUAAUGGCUCCUACAAAAAUCCGGAUUUGGAGACCUUGACUGCAAUAUUCCAGCACCACAUCAGGGCUGUUCCUUUUGAAAACCUCAGCAUCCACUGCGGGGAAACCAUCGAGUUAGACUUAGAACCAGUUUAUGACAAAAUAGUGAAGAAGAAACGUGGUGGCUGGUGCAUGGAAAACAACCAUCUUUUAUAUUGGGUUCUGAAAACGCUGGGAUAUGAUACCACCAUUAUAGGAGCAAAAGUUUACAGCCCAGAAGAAAAUGCAUAUAAUCAUCAUAUUAAUCACCUUCUGCUAAAGGUGGUCCUGGAUGGGAAAGCCUACAUAGUGGACGGCGGCUUUGGAAUGGUCUAUCAAAUGUGGCAGCCAAUGGAGCUGAUUUCUGGGAAAGACCAGCCCCAGGUUCCCGGCAUCUUUCGCUUCAUGGAAGACAAUGGGAUCUGGUACUUUGAGAAAAUCAAAAGGAAGCAAUACAAUCCCAACCAAAGCUUCUCUAAUUCCAAUAAUCUGGAAAAAAAUGCAUGUAAGAAAGUUUACCUGUUUACCCUUGAGCCACGAGAGAUAGAAGAUUUCAGGCCCCAGAGUGUGUAUCUCCAGACAUCUCCAGAUUCUCUGUUCGUUAAAAAGUCCAUCUGCAGCCUCCAGACCAGUGAUGGCCUUUGGGCUUUAGUUGGGUGGAAACUCACCAAGGUUAAAUACAAUUACAAGGAGAACAUGGAUCUGGUGGAAACCACAACACUUACAGAUGAGGAGGUGUUAAAAACAGUGAAAGACAAAUUCAGAGUAAUGCUAGAUCAUAAACUCAUCCCAGUUAACAGCAGCAGAUUGUCUAUGGUUUAGUUUCUUGGCCAGAAUAUAAUUUGAUACAGCUACAUCAAAUAGAAUCUCUUUCCCAGCAUCCAAUUAUUGCAAAAAAUGAAGGGCUAGGCUGUCACUUUCUGGCUAGCA